Messenger RNA from Drosophila biarmipes, 1107 nucleotides. RefSeq names its product interaptin. The record is from RefSeq and is a predicted model, not a curated record. The transcript has 2 exons. The coding region runs from base 63 to 1019 and encodes 318 amino acids. NCBI's taxonomy places the organism in Eukaryota, Metazoa, Arthropoda, Insecta, Diptera, Drosophilidae.
GUGCCAUUUAGUUUGAUUUUGUCUGCGGACAACAUCGGUUUAUAAACAAAAUUUCUGAUACUAUGAAUAACUCUUUCUGCAAUGAUGACGACUCUUCAUCAAAGUCAAAAUUGUGCGACAGCCAAACAUUGGAACAGACAAUGGAAAGUAAAGUGCUCGAACUUGAGUUUAGACUACGAAAGUCGGAAACUGAUUUGUUGAUUGCUAAUGAAAAAAUUGCAAUAUUCGACGACAAAAUUAAGGACAAAAACGAGAUAAUCGAAACUAUAAAAAUGUCGGGUCAGCUUUAUAAAACUGAAUACAAAGAAAAGAUUGAUACUCAGGCUGACAAAAUAAGAAAGUUGGAAGAGGAAUUGUCCACAACAAAGCAAAAGAAUUUACAACUUGAUAGAGAAAUUGUGGAACUAAUGAAAGAAUCUACGUCUAAUAAAAAAUUAAAACGCACUAUAUUUUUUUUGAAGGAAGCCGAAAAGGAAAACAGUAACAUAAUAACUUCUCUGAGAGCUCAGAUAUCAGAUCAAACAUGCCCAAAAAAUGAAAAAAAAUCGAAAGAGCUUGAAGCUUCCCUCAGAAAUCAAAUUAAGCAGAAAAACGAAACACAGGCAAAGCAUAAAGAUCUUAUAGCUUCUCUCAAGGCUCAGUUAAACCAACAAAAAAUAACUGAAAGCAAAAACCAACUUCUUAUAGCUUCUCUAAAAGAACAACUGAGUGAGAAAAGCGAAGAAGGAAAUUCAGAUACGAAAGAUUCUCUCAUGUGUCAGUUAGCGGAGAAAGACGAAGAAAUUGCCAAAAAAGAAAAAGUUAUAGGAUCUCUAUUGUCUCAGAUAAAGUUGUAUGAAGAUCACAUUACCUUUCUAGAGGUACAGGGAUGGGAAAUGUGUAAAAAGAUGAAAAAUGACGAUCCGUUGGUUCCCCAAGAAUCACACAAAAGUUUAGAAGCCGACAGCGAACCCAGUGCCCCUGAAAAAUGGACCUUUCAACCGCUAUUUAAUAAAUUACGUAAAUUUUAUGAUAAGUAAUCAAACAUCUCCCUUAAUGCCACCCAUUUUAUUGUGUUAACACAUCAAAAAUAUAAAAAAUUAUCAAAGGAUUCUAUUUGUUAAAUAA